This is a messenger RNA of Capsella rubella, 934 nucleotides long. RefSeq names its product ras-related protein RABA6b. The record is from RefSeq and is a predicted model, not a curated record. The transcript has 2 exons. Gene Ontology annotation, cellular component: endosome. The coding region runs from base 138 to 824 and encodes 228 amino acids. Lineage: Eukaryota; Viridiplantae; Streptophyta; Magnoliopsida; Brassicales; Brassicaceae. Gene Ontology annotation, molecular function: GTPase activity; GTP binding.
UCGAAAGACUUUCUCUAUAGAUUUUUAUAUAAAACAAAAACCUUUCUCUUCGGAAUUUCCAUCAUCUAUACAUCGAGUAACUUACAUAAACUGAUCUAAUCAAAGCGGGAGCACCGAGCACCAAAUAUAUAUAGAGCAUGGCGGAGGAAUCGUACGUCGAUGAAGAGUGCGACUACUUAUUCAAGGCUGUGCUAAUAGGAGACUCCGCCGUCGGAAAAUCAAACCUCUUGUCGAGAUUCUCGAGAGAUGAGUUUCGGUUAGAUUCUAAACCAACCAUCGGAGUAGACUUUGCUUACAGGAACGUUCGCGUUGGUGAUAAGACCAUCAAAGCUCAGAUAUGGGACACCGCCGGCCAGGAAAGAUUUAGAGCAAUAACAAGUUCAUAUUACCGUGGAGCCUUAGGAGCUUUACUAAUCUACGAUAUCACAAGGAGAACCACUUUUGUAAACAUUAGUAAAUGGUUGUCGGAGCUCAGAGGCUUCUCUAGUCCCGACACAGUCAUUGUUCUCGUAGGUAACAAAUCCGAUCUCCGGCAGUCAAGAGAAGUUAAAGAAGAAGAGGGUAAGACAUUAGCCGAGUCGGAAGGUCUCUAUUUUCUCGAAACGUCGGCUUUAGAGAACCAAAACGUGGAGGAAGCGUUUCUAAGCAUGAUCGGACGGAUACAUGACGUUUUGAUUCAGAAGAUUGCAUUAGACAAUAGACCCAACGGUGACGGUGACGGUAACAGUACGGUCGUUCCCGCCGGUACAGAGAUUGUGAAUAUUCAUGAAGUUACCGCCACUCGACCCUUGAGUACUUCUUUCUCCAAUUGUUGCUACAAGUAAAUAAUUUGGUUUUGAAUUCAUGAGUGAUGUAAAAUUGAUAAUUGUUGAUUGUAAACGUAACUAUGAUCCAUAUUAAGGUAAACGUAACUAUGAUCCAAUUGUUGCUACAA